ACGGGUCUUUGGAUGGAUACACAACGUAUCGACUGACUGCAUGCGUCGGUUUCCCCGCAAGUGUCUUUUCAUGCAUAGGCACUUCUCAAUCAUAAUAUCACCAACAGCCGACCUCCUUCUUCUUCAAUCAUCAGCAUCCCUUAGAGAAUAAUUCACUUUCUUGUUGGAUACACACUCACACGGCCACUAUUCCUACACCAGAAUGAGACUCCCUAACCAACAAACAUCGGGCUAUUCACUAGUCCCUGAUGAGACUGGUAAUCCACCUUCCAAGAGAUGGACAAUCCGUUUCGGCUCUAUCUUCCAUCGUCUGGUAUUUCCUCUCACGUUAGUGUUUUCUUUCUGCGCUGGGCUAGCGGUAAAAUCUCUAGCCGAGAGCUCAAUGAUCCCUACACAAACACCUGUCGAUCUCAACUCCGAACCAACCCCUGAAGGAGCACCAAGUCACCCGACCUUUAGGACGAUAUUCACCUACAAUCGCACUUUCGGCGCCGAUCCACUAGAGGACCCUCUCACCGAGGAUGCGUGGGACUCAAUAUUACCUUUGGGCCAAGGCACAGUCAUCUUAUCAGACAGUUCUCAAGUCUACGUCGUGUCUGUCAUGCAUCAACUUCAUUGUCUGUGGUCGAUCCACCAAGCGUUCUACACGGCAUUACAUGCGGAUCCUGCAAAGGUUGACCUGCAAGACUUCGCUCAUAUGCGACACUGCUUCGACUACAUCCGGCAGGCGCUUAUGUGCUCGGCAGACGCGACUCUGGAGCCUGUUGAUCCGGUACUUGGUGGGGUGACGGGAUGGAACGGUACACACGUCUGCAAUGACUUCAGCAGUUUGGCGGCGUGGGCAGAAGGUCACCGAACCAAUAACCUUAAAGGUUUCCGCGAAGGCCACGAAGCCGGAGGCCAUCACCACUCACGUUAGAGUAGGUCACGAGGCAAAAUGCUCCGUUUUUUUUCUUGUAUGGUACAUUAGGGAGUGAUUGACUUGGAUGUGAUGUAGCAGCUCCAUGCACCUGCUUGGGGGUCUACGCGAAGGACGUCUGAUAGUCAAGAAUGAAGGCUCUUAUGUCAAA
This is a messenger RNA of Xylaria bambusicola, 1070 nucleotides long. RefSeq lists its product as uncharacterized. Gene Ontology annotation, biological process: mycotoxin biosynthetic process. The record is from RefSeq and is a predicted model, not a curated record. NCBI's taxonomy places the organism in Eukaryota, Fungi, Ascomycota, Sordariomycetes, Xylariales, Xylariaceae. Bases 203 to 919 code for a protein of 238 amino acids. The transcript has 3 exons.